AUGUUACCACUACUUAUCACUCGUCGUUGUCUUCCUCGCGUUGUGCGUUCCCAUAAUCCAACGGUCGCCGGCCUUCACAGCCCCGUACGAGCGUUUUCAGCGACCACUAGUGUCAAAUCGCAAGACGAUAAGACUCCUGAGAAAAAAGAGACUAACGGAGAUAAAGGUCGAGCCAACGAGUUGAUUGAAGCCGUUUUGUAUGGAUCAAAGAAAAUCAAAGAAGAAGAAAGUCAAACGCACUCUAAGGUGCUUGCCAGAGGAAAAUAUGUGCAUGAACUUCAGAAACAUCAAGUGAAACCAGAUAAAGUCGAAGAAUAUAUCGAGUUGGUAUCGAAGCAUUUUCCCGUGAUCGCUAAUAAUCCUGCAAACGACGUGCACCUUUGUGGCAGUUGGGAAGUGAUUGUGGGUGAACAGGACACAUUCUUCCAUGUUUGGGAAUACAAAGGUUAUCCCGGACAUCAACACACAAUGACACAGCUUGCUCAGAACCCAGAAUUUAUCGAGUUUUCCAAGAAACUGUCUUCUCUACUUAUUCGACGAGAGAAUAAUAUGAUGCUUGAAUUCUCCUUUUGGCAAACCUCACCGCCAAAAGUCACUGAUGGCAUCUACGAACUGCGUAAAUACACUCUAAAGCCGGGACACUUGCUGGAGUGGGAGAUGAACUGGUAUGUAGAAACGAGUGAUCAUCGAGAUUGA
Molecule: messenger RNA, 696 nt
Organism: Radiomyces spectabilis
Lineage: Eukaryota; Fungi; Mucoromycota; Mucoromycetes; Mucorales; Radiomycetaceae
Exons: 6
Coding region: 1-696 (231 amino acids)
Cellular component (GO): mitochondrion
Source: RefSeq, a predicted model, not a curated record